AAAGAGAAUUUGCUGAAGUUGAUGUUGAUGAUUGUUAAGAACUAUCGAAGUUGAAUCUUGGAGCUAUAGACAGCAAAGAAUGUUAGAGGAUCCUGAUACCAGCCAAAACCUCCCCGUAGAUUAUAACAAUGCGAACCCCCCAUGCAUACCUCCAAAACUCAAACUCUUCUUUAUCACUCUUAUUCUUACUCCAAUCCCAAAAUUUCAAUUCCAUCUCCAUUACACUCUCUCUCGCCCACAUAUCCAUUAGGACCGAUGAGCUAUGCCAACGGCAGCCCGGUAUAUUUGCCGGAGAACCUCGUGCCAGACCAAGCGUCCCCGGGGUGGAACAACAAGGGUGAUAACGCAUGGCAGCUGACGGCGGCGACGCUAGUGGGCAUGCAGAGCGUCCCGGGCCUCGUGAUCCUGUACGGGAGCAUGGUCAAGAAGAAGUGGGCCGUGAACUCGGCCUUCAUGGCCCUCUACGCCUUCGCCGCCGUCCUCGUCCGCUGGGUCCUCUGGGCCCACUCGAUGGCGCUCGGGGACCGCCUCUGCCCGCUAGUGGGGACGCCCCAACCGGUGCUAUCCCAGCGCUCCCUCCUGAGGAAAUAUAAAGACGUGUGGAUGCCAAAGGCGGAUUACGUCUACUUCCAGUUCGCGUUCGCGGCGAUCACGGUGAUCUUGCUGGCCGGGUCGUUGCUCGGGAGGAUGAACUUCUACGCCUGGAUGAUGUUCGUGCCGCUGUGGCUGACGUUCAGCUACACGAUUGGCGCCUUUAGCAUAUGGGGAGACGGUUUUUUGAAUCAAAAGGAAGGGAUUAGCACCAUUGAUUAUGCGGGUGGUUUCGUGAUCCAUCUCUCUUCUGGUGUGGCCGGCUUCACUGCUGCUUACUGGGUUGGACCGAGGAUUUCACACGACAGGCAAAACUUCCCACCGAACAAUAUAAUACACAUGUUGGGAGGUGCGGGGUUCUUGUGGCUGGGUUGGACUGGGUUCAAUGGCGGUUCGCCGUUUGCUGUUAGUAGGAUCGCAUCUCUGGCCAUCCUCAACACCCAUCUCUGCACCUCCACAAGCCUCAUCGUCUGGGUUUCGCUCGACAUGAUCUUCUACAGGAAAAGCUCUGUCAUUGGUGCUGUGCAGGGAAUGAUCACUGGCCUUGUUUGCAUCACGCCCGGGGCAGGAGUCGUGGACCCGUGGGCAGCAGCUUUGAUGGGAGCAGUGUCCGGUUCAGUACCAUGGUACACCAUGAUGGUACUCCACAGAAGAUCGGCUUUCUUCCAGAAGGUGGACGACACGUUGGCCGUCUUCCACACGCACGCAGUGGCCGGAGUUCUUGGGGGCAUCCUCUCGGGGCUGUUUGCGAAACCCUAUCUCCUAAGGUUGUUUUAUGGCUCAGAUACUAAUUACACAGGCUUGUUGUAUAGCAUUAUCCAGGGGAAGGCCAGCCAAGGACUCCGGCAGAUGUCGUACCAACUCAUCGGAGCAGCUUUCAUCACGGUAUGGAACGUGGUCGCCACGAGUUUCAUUUGCCUUCUCAUAACCAGGAUUGUCAACCUGAGAAUGGGAGAGGACGAACUGGAAGUAGGCGAUGGCGCCGCGCAUGGGGAGGAGGCAUAUGCGCUCUGGGGAGACGGGGAGAAGAUGCCGAAUCCCCUGCGUCUUCGGAUACCUCCGAGACUCCCCUCCAUCUGUCAGCGCCUGCCCUGA
Messenger RNA from Syzygium oleosum, 1686 nucleotides. Its product is annotated as ammonium transporter 2 member 3-like. Gene Ontology annotation, cellular component: plasma membrane. The transcript has 3 exons. Gene Ontology annotation, biological process: ammonium transmembrane transport. Bases 142 to 1686 code for a protein of 514 amino acids. Gene Ontology annotation, molecular function: ammonium channel activity. The record is from RefSeq and is a predicted model, not a curated record. Lineage: Eukaryota; Viridiplantae; Streptophyta; Magnoliopsida; Myrtales; Myrtaceae.